Drosophila sechellia is the source of this 1773-nucleotide messenger RNA. RefSeq names its product myosin-9. The transcript is spliced from 3 exons. NCBI's taxonomy places the organism in Eukaryota, Metazoa, Arthropoda, Insecta, Diptera, Drosophilidae. The coding region runs from base 107 to 1678 and encodes 523 amino acids. Gene Ontology annotation, biological process: axonemal dynein complex assembly; cilium-dependent cell motility; regulation of cilium movement. Gene Ontology annotation, cellular component: axonemal dynein complex; axoneme. The record is from RefSeq and is a predicted model, not a curated record.
UCAAACAGGCACACAAUUCGAAUUUAGCUCCCCAACCAAUUUACCAAAAAUUCCACAUUUGAUUUACGCUUUUAGUUCAGCUCAGCUACAAUUACACAUCGGCAAGAUGGCUGAAAUCUUGGCACGCUUGACGCGUGUUUCGGAAAACUACCUCCAAGAACUGGAGGAGGAGCCGGAGCCACAAGGACCGCCCAAACUAACCAAGGCUGAGAAGAAGGCCGCCAAGAAGGAGGCCAAGCGACUGGCUAUGAUCGAGGAGAAGCGGCUCAUCAUGCGGGAUGCCCUAAUGCGCGAGCUGGAGAUGGGCAAGCACAUGGAGGAGAAAGGCAACGAAGAGUGGCACGAGAUGUGCCGCGAGAUCAAGAUCAAGGAGCUAAACGAGGAGAUGAAGGCGUGGGGCGAGCGCUCGGAGCGUAACAUUCAGGCCAAGAACGACCACAUCAAGAUGCUUCUGGACGACAUGGCGCAGACGCAGGAUCAGCACGUGCGUUGCUACAGCAAGACGGUGGAGCUGAUUGACCACAUCCGCGACUGCUUCCACGUGAUGUUGGGCGGGGUGAAGAGCAUGUAUGACCAGCAGGCGGACGAGAUGCUCAGGGAUUACUAUGAGGAGGUGCGCCGGCGAACCGAGGAGGUGGAAGCCAUGAAAACGAACUCCGAGAACAUAAUCCAUGCCACCAACAUCACCACCCGGGAUCAGCUGAAGGAGGAUUACACCAUCUACCUGGAGCAGCGCGAUGAUCGUGUGAAUACGGAGAUUGAGAACAGGUUCAAGAUUCGAGAUCAGAUUGUCCGCCGGAUGACGCACAUGCAGCAGCAACUGAACGACUUCGUGGAGUCGCUGAGGAGCACCGAACUGGAUGCCCACAAGUACGAGAAGAUCCACUGGCUGACGGAGCGGCAGGCGGCUUUCAUGGAGGAGUCACGCAAGCUAAACGCCGAGGAGUCCAAGUACAUCAACAUGCAGGCGGAACUGCAGCGUGAAAUGGUUCGCAUGGAUGCGGAGAACAACUCCACGCUCAACGAUCUUCGCCUCGAGUUCCAGUACUUCACCAACGUGCGCAAGAAGAUUGAGCUCAACCAGGAAAUGGAUCGCGAGAUCACGCACGAGAAGUUGCGCAUACUGACCGGCGAGUGCUACGAGCUGAUCAAGCAAAUGGAGAAGCAUGUGAAAAGUGGGGAAUUACUCUUGGCCCUGUCGAUCACUUGCAGGAAACUGCAAACCGAAUCGGAAAAGGUAAUCCUCGGCGGCGAGGUAUUCGACGAAACCGAGGUGGAGGUCGAUGAGAACUUCAAGCUGCAGACCCUCAACCUGAAGGAUCACGUGGACAUGACCGAGGAGGAACUGGUGGAGCUAAACAAAAGUCUCAGGAACUUCUGGCGCCGCCAGGCGAUGGCCGAGGCCCAAAACCUGCUGAUGCUGGAGGAGAAGCGUCGCCUCACUGAGGACAAUCAGCGCCUGAUCGACUUUAUCAAAUCCAUGAGUGUCACCGAGGAUCCGGAGGAGCUGCGAACCGCCAUGCAUGUUUCAUCGCCAACUCAACCCAUGCCACCCAAACUUUUCGAGACAAAGUGCCAGGAAUUCAAGUCCAGGAAGGUCGCGCAUUCGCCGACGGCACACAAGGAGGCCAAGUGGGAGGCCGAAGCCACUUUGAAUGAGGUGAUUCUGGACUUUUAAAUAUAUGUGGCAUAUACAAAGUUAAGUUUAAAUUUCAAAAUAAUCUCAAUUAAAUUGAAUAUUAGCUAAAUAAAUAUGUUUACCUUGUUUGCAAU